This is a messenger RNA of Pseudoliparis swirei, 2434 nucleotides long. It is a transcript of the gene rap2c, whose product is annotated as RAP2C, member of RAS oncogene family. Gene Ontology annotation, cellular component: plasma membrane. The coding region runs from base 668 to 1219 and encodes 183 amino acids. The record is from RefSeq and is a predicted model, not a curated record. The transcript has 3 exons. Gene Ontology annotation, molecular function: GTPase activity; GDP binding; GTP binding. NCBI's taxonomy places the organism in Eukaryota, Metazoa, Chordata, Actinopteri, Perciformes, Liparidae. Gene Ontology annotation, biological process: negative regulation of cell migration; Rap protein signal transduction.
UCGUUAGCGGAAACCAGACUGUUAGCUUCAGGAAAUCAGUUGGUGGAAAAAAAGCUUUCAUUUCUGUUAUCAAAUCUCCCCACUUAGAGUCAAACGUGCAUUGGAGUAGCAGCAGACUGUGGGCAAUGGACCCUUGGACGACAACAUCGAAUCUGCGGUGUGUCCGUCAAUAGUACGCCCUGGUGCCGAGGCGCCGGGCCGGAACCAGAACAAGGCCCGGGCGGACGUAACCAGCGCUGCGUUUUGCGACACCGGCGGGCUGGUGUGUCUGUGCGGGAAUUGUUAUGAUGUUUAUAGGGAACGUGUAACUUGUAUCACCGUGACGCGCCGCCUGUAGCCACACGGCACGCUGGUUCACGAGUACCCGGUCCUACGUAACGUCUCGAGGCUCGAGCAUGGGACCGCGGGACGCUGGGCUGAGCCGCCAGCGAGCUCGCGUUCCCGUGAGCUAGCGUCAAACGGACGUGAACGUUUACUUGUUAACCAGCGAGGCGACAUGAGAAAGGCAACGAGUAUGAGCGCCACGGCUGUGUUUAUGUGAAUGAAGAGGACUUGUUUGACAUCGCCCCACGUUCCCCAGCUUGUCGGCUCUUUCACGGGCCUGGUCGAUGUUUUUGCGGCGAGUUUAGCAGUGGAGCUCAGUUAGCUGCUAGGUUAGCCCGCCCCGAUGAAGGAGUACAAAGUGGUCGUGCUCGGCAGCGGCGGGGUCGGGAAAUCCGCGCUGACCGUCCAGUUUGUCACCGGCACCUUCAUCGAGAAAUACGACCCGACCAUCGAGGACUUUUACCGAAAGGAGAUCGAGGUGGACUCGUCUCCCUCCGUGCUGGAGAUCCUCGACACGGCGGGGACGGAGCAGUUCGCCUCCAUGAGGGACCUGUACAUUAAGAACGGACAGGGGUUCAUCCUGGUCUACAGCCUGGUCAACCAGCAGUCAUUCCAGGACAUCAGACCAAUGCGAGACCAAAUAGUUCGAGUGAAGCGCUUCGAGAAGGUGCCGUUGAUCCUGGUCGGGAACAAAGUCGACCUGGAGUCUGAGCGUGAGGUGGCUGGCUCAGAUGGACGAGCUCUGGCUCAAGAGUGGGGCUGCCCUUUUAUUGAAACUUCAGCCAAGAGCAAGACUAUGGUGGACGAGCUGUUCGCAGAGAUCGUCAGACAGAUGAAUUAUUCCACGCUGCCGGAGAAGCAGGAACAGUGCUGCACAGCCUGUGUGGUCCAGUGAGAAAGAGAUUCCUAAUUUGUCUGGAUCACCACAUGGAUUUUGAUGUACCAUGAACCUGGGGACAAACUGACAGAAACUUACCGGAGCUGGUAAUGUUUCUGUUCUGACUGUCGAUCACAGAGCAUCUGACAGGAAAGACGUCUGUCCUAUUUUUGAUAUCAUAACUGUUAGAAGACGUUUCUGCUGCAACCUUAACGGCCUUUUUGAUCAUCCAGGAUGGAUUCAGACUGACAGACUUGUAAUGAGCGAGAAUGGCCAUCUGUGAAUUUCAGUCUUUUUUUCUCUCCUUUUAGUCGGAAGUAUCCCUCAAAUAAUAAGCAGGAGUGUUUGUGAGGUUGCAGCCUCCUUUUUAAAGCUGCUUUAAUCACUAUGAUAUACUUUAUUAUUAAUUGUAUUGUGUCUCAAGUUUGGAAUUUGACAAAGAAUUUCAUAAUAUUGAAACAUUUUUACUUUUAGGCUUGCAUACUUCAAUCAGUUUGCUGCCCAGGUAUGCUGCUGGCUCUAUUUUUAAAAUCUGACAUGAACUACAGCAGCGUGUAGACUGCGUUUUUUUUGCUUUUAAGAAAAUUAGACGGGAUGUACAACUCAGUGGAUUAAUCCUUUAACAUCAAGAAUUUACGUUCUUAUUAUUGCAGUAGCCUAAAGCAGCUAAACCCAUCUGAAAACAUGCAUGCUCAAAAUUAAAAAUGUUCUACUAAAUCAACUUGAAGUGAUAAGGAGGAGCCAUUUCACUGUCUACAAGGCAUGAAUCACGGGGACGCAGGUCUUCCAUUUUCAGUUUUCUCAACGAGUCUGUGGGAGAAUGAUUUUGGAACGACCAAAGGAAGCUCACAGUGCAGAUUAGUGUUUGAAUACAUGACGUGUGUUGCUAUAAAUUCAGAAGAUGCUAAUUUCUUGUCAUCAAAUUAUUCGCAGCGAUGUGGUUUUAUAAAAGUUCUGGCACAGUUAAUCAGAUUUAACUUUGUAUUCUUUUUCUUAUUGUAACAUAUUUAUUAAAGACUAACAAUAUGGAUAGCCAGUUUUAAACUUUUAAACUACUAGUUUUUGCUUUUUGUGACUUUUCAGGAUAUCUGGUACAUUGUUUUGUUUUUGAAGCUGAGGAUUUAACAGAGCCUUAAAUAACUUCUGUUGCACCCUGGUGUCAUGUUUCUUUUUUUUUUAAAUUUCUCAAAGAUCAAAUCUGUCGUCAUUUGGUAAUAAACAUGCUGGCCUUUC